Messenger RNA from Peromyscus californicus insignis, 1035 nucleotides. It is a transcript of the gene Lgals3, whose product is annotated as galectin 3. Gene Ontology annotation, molecular function: carbohydrate binding; laminin binding; IgE binding. Gene Ontology annotation, cellular component: nucleus; immunological synapse. The coding region runs from base 125 to 892 and encodes 255 amino acids. NCBI's taxonomy places the organism in Eukaryota, Metazoa, Chordata, Mammalia, Rodentia, Cricetidae. Gene Ontology annotation, biological process: neutrophil chemotaxis; negative regulation of extrinsic apoptotic signaling pathway; monocyte chemotaxis. The record is from RefSeq and is a predicted model, not a curated record. The transcript has 7 exons.
CACCAGCCGCCGCCCAACUUGCAAACAGCUAGCGGAGCGACGGGCGGAGCACUGACCAGAAUUUUCAAGUGAAACAUUAUUUAACAUCAGAGAUUUGGCCUUCAGAUUUAAGAGCUUAACGAAAAUGGCAGACAGUUUUUCGCUUAAUGAUGCCUUAGCUGGCCCUGGAAACCCAAACCCUCAAGGAUGGCCCGGUGCAUGGGGGAACCAGCCUGGGGCAGGGGGCUACCCAGGGGCUGCCUAUCCUGGGGCCUACCCAGGACAGGGUCCUCCAGGGGCGUAUCCUGGGCAGACUCCUCCUAGUGCCUACCCUGGCCCAACUGCCCCUGGAGCUUACCCUGGCCCAACUGCCCCAGGAGCUUUCCCCGGACCUCCUGCCCCUGGGGCCUUGCCAGGGCAGCCUGGAGGACCCGGAGCCUACCCGAGUGCUCCCGGGGCCUAUCCUGCUGCUGGCCCCUAUGGUGCCCCCACUGGAUCACUGACCGUGCCCUAUCACCUGCCCUUGCCUGGAGGAGUCACACCCCGCAUGCUGAUCACCAUCAUGGGCACAGUGAAACCCAACGCAAACAAGAUUACUCUAAAUUUCAAGAAAGGGGAUGACGUUGCCUUCCACUUUAACCCCCGCUUCAAUGAGAACAACAAGAGGGUCAUUGUGUGCAACACCAAAGAGCAUAACAACUGGGGCCGGGAGGAAAGACAGUCAACUUUCCCAUUUCAGAGUGGCCAACCAUUCAAAAUCCAAGUGCUGGUUGAACCUGACCAUUUCAAGGUUGCAGUCAACGAUGCUCACCUGCUGCAGUACAACCAUCGGAUGAAAAAUCUCAGGGAAAUCAACCAAGUGGAAGUUUCUGGUGACGUAACCCUUACCAGUGUUUCACCCACCAUGAUCUAAUCCAGGAGGGGCAUCGUGCAAAGCCGGAGUUAAAUGUUACGCAUUUAAGGCUCCGUGCUCAUUAAGAGUGGAAAACUUUACAUUUAUUCCUUUUUAUCCUUCUUGUAAGGCAUCCAUUUAAUAAAUAUUUUCGUGCUGAUGGA